Molecule: messenger RNA, 2142 nt
Organism: Trichoderma reesei QM6a
Lineage: Eukaryota; Fungi; Ascomycota; Sordariomycetes; Hypocreales; Hypocreaceae
Product: fungal ADAM-like protein
Exons: 1
Biological process (GO): proteolysis
Molecular function (GO): metalloendopeptidase activity
Source: RefSeq, a predicted model, not a curated record
GCCCAUUCGUUGAAGAGAAGUCCUUUGGACUACGUCUCUGUCAUUGACAAUGUCAAGAUACACACGCCAUCAGGCCGAGUCCAUGCGCAUUCUGCCUUCGACCUCACAUUCUCUAUUCACGAUGGAGAGGAUAAAUUCCGACUGUCGCUGCACCCGAACCACGACAUCCUCCACGACGACUUGGAGGUGACGUAUCUCGACUCCGAAGGAAAGGUCAAGUCGGUAGAGAAAGUAGAGCGCGGGGAACACAAGGUCUAUCGAGGCGAUGCCUACGUCGAGCGGCCUGGAGAGGAUGGCUGGUCGCUGGGCGGCUGGGCGAGAAUUACGAUGCACCGUGACGGCAAGCAUCCGGUGUUUGACGGCUCUUUUCGCAUCGAUGGCGACGAUCACCACAUCCACACCGGCUCCAAGUAUAUCAACAUCAAGCACGAGGACGAUCCCUUGCCUUCAGACUGGCCGGAAAAGGACCAUGAUGAAGUCAUGGUUGUAUGGCGCGACUCUGAUGUCCGAGGCUCGCUCGACCGUGGGGAACUCAAGCGCGACGUCUCGAAGCCGUCAGAGUGCAUCUCGGACUCGUUAACCUUCAACAACCAAUUCGAUCUGGAGCUCAAGCGAUCAACUGGGCUCCGAGGGAUUGACCCCAGGAGUCUCUUUGGUCGCCAGUCCAUCGACGGAGGCUCCAACGGUGGGGGUAGUGGCCAGGACCUUAUUUCCAGCAUUGGACAAACGGCUGGAUGCCCUACGACGAAAAAGGUGGCCUUGGUCGGCAUUGCGACCGACUGUACCUACUGGAACGGCUUCAACUCAUCCGAGGAACUUAGGAAGAACGUCAUCGGCAUGGUGAACCAAGCCUCCCAGGUGUACGAGAGUGCAUUCAAGAUUUCACUGGGCAUCAGGAACUUGACCGUCCUCGACCGCGGGUGCCCAGGCGCCCCCUCUGCCGCCACGCCCUGGAAUGUAGGCUGCUCAGACAACACCACCAUUAGCGAUCGACUUAACCUCUUCUCCGCCUGGCGCGGCAGGUCCCUCGACAGCAACGCCUACUGGAGUCUGCUGACCACCUGUCCCACAGACGCCGCCGUUGGGCUGGCCUGGAGGAGCCAGGUCUGCCGUCAGGGGUCAGGAACCAGCUCGGACGGUCAAGGUAACAACGAGACCGUGGCUGGCGCCAACGUCGUUGUGCGUACCUCGACGGAAUGGCAGGUGUUUGCCCACGAGUCGGGACACACCUUUGGAGCCGUCCACGACUGCACAAGCUCUACGUGCCCCGUUGACCCCUCCUCGCAGGCAUGUUGCCCGCUCUCUGCUGGCAGUUGCGAUGCCGGUGGACGAUUCAUCAUGAACCCGUCGACAGGCACCGGCAUCACCCAGUUCUCCGCCUGCAGCGUGGGCAACAUUUGCUCCAGCCUCAAGGCGGCGGCGCUGUCGAGCUGCUUGACCGACAACAAGAACGUGCCCACUAUCACCGGCAGCCAGUGCGGCAACGGCAUCGUUGAAGAAGGCGAGGAAUGCGACUGCGGCGGCACCCAGGGCUGCGGGAACAACACGUGCUGCGACGCCAGGACCUGCAAAUUCAAGAACAAUGCCGUAUGCGACCCGUCCAACGAAGAUUGCUGCAAUGACCAGUGCCAGUUCGCGUCCUCUUCGACAGUAUGCCGCCCCAGCACCGGCGAGUGCGACGUUCAGGAGACGUGCCCCGGCGACGCAGCCAGGUGCCCCGACGACCAGCACAAGUCCGACGGCGAUGGGUGCGGCAGUGGCGACGGCCUCCGGUGUGCUUCGGGUCAGUGCACCUCUCGCGACAGGCAGUGCCAGGUGGCCGUUGGCACCUCGGCCGAUAACAGCUCGACCACGGCAUGCCCAGACACCCGAGACAGCUGCACCGUUUCCUGCUAUACUGGGCAAUCAGCCUUUGGGCAGCGCCAGUGCCUGUUGUUUGGGCAAAACUUCAUCGACGGCACACCCUGCGGCUCUGGCGGUCACUGCUCCAACGGAGAAUGCGAGGGCACGUCCACGGCCGGAGAGAUUCGGGACUGGAUCACCAGCCACAAGGAGAUUGUCAUUCCCAUUGCCGUCGUCGUCGGCGUCCUGCUUAUUAUCGUGGUCGUAAGUGGCAUCAUCAGCUGCUGCCGCCGGGCAAGA